This is a messenger RNA of Saccoglossus kowalevskii, 1407 nucleotides long. Its product is annotated as mitochondrial glutamate carrier 2-like. Lineage: Eukaryota; Metazoa; Hemichordata; Enteropneusta; Harrimaniidae. Gene Ontology annotation, biological process: malate-aspartate shuttle; L-glutamate transmembrane transport; aspartate transmembrane transport. The record is from RefSeq and is a predicted model, not a curated record. Gene Ontology annotation, molecular function: L-aspartate transmembrane transporter activity; L-glutamate transmembrane transporter activity.
GUUGGAUUGUUUUCUCAAAGUUCUCCGAAGGGAAGGAGUUCGUGGUUUAUACAAAGGCUGGGCAGUUAAUGUGACAUUAAUUACACCAGAGAAAGCUAUUAAAUUAGUAGGAAAUGACUUUUUUAGAUAUUUAUUGAAGACAGACGGUAAAAGUCUGCCACUGUACCGUGAAAUAUUGGCAGGUGGCGGCGCGGGGUUGAGUCAAGUCGUUAUCACAACGCCUAUGGAAAUGUUAAAAAUACAACUACAAGAUGCAGGCAGACAAGCUCAAAAAAAAGUACAAAGUUCCGCCGGAACUGCCUCGGCCGAAUCAGCAAUAAACGUUGGGCAGACCCGAGGAUACUCUGCAGCACAUGCAGCCGUACAAGAAACUCCCAAAUCGGGGAUGGAUAUCUGUCGAGAACUGUUUCGUAGUAAAGGAAUUUUAGGACUUUAUCGCGGUUAUGGUGCUACAUUGUUGCGAGACAUUCCAUUCUCUAUGAUUUACUUUCCAACAUUUGCACAUCUCAAUGCCUUGGGUAAAAGUGAAGAUGGUGGUAGAGCUAGUUUUAUGCAUUCUUUCGCCAGUGGUUGUACUGCAGGGACAAUGGCGUCACUUUUGGUUAAUCCAAUGGAUGUUGUGAAAACCAGACUACAGCUGUUGAAACAAGCCCAAGGAGACACAACAUACACUGGGAUCAGAGAUUGUGCAGUCAAAGUUUACAAACAAGAAGGAUGGACAGCUUUUUUUAAAGGUGCUGGAUGUCGUAUUAUGGCUAUAGCGCCACUGUUCGGUAUCGCGCAAGCUGUGUAUUAUGUCGGCGUUGGAGAGUACAUACUGGGGAUGGAUACUACUAAUAGAUACAAUUAAUUUGUAUAUCUAUUUAUCAUAUCGUAUUUUAAGCUAAUUAUUAAAUAAAUUUAGAUUACAUACAGUGAACUUCAUAAAGGCGUGAACUUGUUUAAUAUGCAAUAUUUAUAAAUUGAAACAUUUGAACAAUCGUAGCGCAUUUUAUGAUGCAUAGCAGUGAAUUAUCCAAUGAGUGAAUGAAAUCUGCAAAGACUUAUGGGUAAUAGCAUUAUCAAAUGGCAUCCAUAGCUACUGGGAACAUCUUCUUUGGAUUAAAAUGUUUUAAAAAUAUUUUAUGAAUAUCCAUAAUUGCUGUCCACGCCUUUAUGAAAUUCACUGUAUUAUAGUGCAGUGAUUUUAGCUUUAGUUUUUGAGAUUACUAAAUUUGUGCUCACUCAAUAAUACAAUGUCCAUUCAAUCAUGUCAAACUAAUAUAUAUUUGUGUUUGAUUAUUUCAUUUCUUUUUUUUAUAUUAUUUUUUGACUUCAUGAGAUUCAAUUGUGUGAUGUUAUAAAAACUUAUUACAACUGUACAUAGUUGAACAAUUAUGUCAUUUUUUCCUUCACAAGUAUACAUUU